AUGGCGCCACGCUCCGUCGCCGAGUGCGCAAAGAGAUGGAAUGCCUUCCAGGUGGCUAAGAUCAUCGGACGUGCUACGGAGAUGAUUCAACUCACGCCGACCAACAACGAACCAGACGAAGGAGUGACAGAUACAACAGAGUCAGAGAACGGCAGUAAGACAUUCCAGGCCGCAGUUCACAACAAGUCGCUCGUCCUAGAGCUGGAUUCCGAGUGCUGCUACUUGCUCAUCGGCUGGCUUUAUACUGGUCAACGUACUACUAGCAAGCUCAGAUGGGAUCUUCUGUUCAACCUGUAUGUCUUUGCCGACAAAACUGAUAUGCUCGCCCUCCGUCGACACAUCAUGACAGUCAUAAGAACCUGGCGGACUCACAGCCAACCACCACUCUUCGAGGAUGCUACAAUCGCACUCGAGUCACUGCCUCCAUUCUCACCUUCAUACCGCUGGCUCUUGGAUCUGUACACUCACCAUUGGAUGCCCGACUAUCGAGCUCCAGAGGAUGUGCUGCCCAACGGAUUCCUCAUGGCCUGGAUCAAGAGAGCAGCUGCCAGAACGUGCGUGGUCAAGAGAGAAGCAUGUGCCGAUUGUCCAUGUUGCGAGGCAGCCUUAUGCGAUUUCCAUGAGCAUGAGAGUAUUGGGGAAUGGAAAUUGACAUGUGGUAACAAGACUAGCCACAAGACAAGCCCUAAGACCGACGAAAAGAAUUGA
Molecule: messenger RNA, 708 nt
Organism: Aureobasidium uvarum
Lineage: Eukaryota; Fungi; Ascomycota; Dothideomycetes; Dothideales; Saccotheciaceae
Source: the annotation of a GenBank genome assembly